UUCUAUUUUCUCAUUCUGAAUCUAGUCCCAAAGAACAGUUCCCCAAAGAUGUCUUUCCUGAAUAUGCCCCUAGCUGUUUUUGCUGUGUUUUUACUGAUCUGCACAUCAAGUUCAGCUCAGAAAAAGGAGGAAGAAGUUUGGAAGGCACGUCUUCAGGAUGUAGACAAUCUGGAACUGGUAGAAAAUGUGACUGCAAUUCGCAAUCUGGAUGAUGUUUUAUUCAGGAACGUUUACCACUUCACUUUCAAGAAGGACUGCGAAGAACUUUUCCAGACAGGCCACACCAUGAGUGGCCUUUACAUCAUACAGCCUGAAGGAAGCCGCAAGCUCGUGGUGCAGUGCUACAUGGAUGGCUGCAAUGGGUGGACAGUGAUCCAGAGAAACAGCCAUAACACGGAGAUCACAUGGACAGAGGCCUGGACAACCUACAAGUAUGGCUUUGGUAACCUGGAAGAGGAUCACUGGCUUGGCAAUGAGUACAUCCACCUCAUCACCAAGCAGAAAUUGUACAAAGUGAGGAUAGAUUUAACUAAUGUCAAUGGCAUGGCACGGUAUGCAGAGUAUGACAGCUUUUUUCUGGCAGACGAGGGUGAUUUUUACAAGCUUAAGUUAGGGAUGUAUGAGGGUAAUGCAGGAGACUCUCUCAGCUCUCCCAUGACUAAAAACAUGCACGAUAACAUGAGGUUUUCAGCUAAGGAUAGUGAUAAUGACAGAUCAAGUCACACAAACUGUGCAGAUGUGCAUGGAGGGGGCUGGUGGUUCGACUCCUGUUACGAUGCUCAGCUGAACCGCAAGGGCGGCCUUCACUGGCACACCCUCUGCGAUGGCAAUUGCCAAAGCUCAGCUAUUCUGCUGAAGCCCGUUCAUAUGUACUGUCACAGGGUUUAGAAGACAUGUCCAUCCCCACAGACUAUGAUCAGGUGACCUAAUGUAAUACUUAUCUGAAAAAUAAAAGGUGAAAUCAUAUCCUGCAGGCUUCAAGUUUCUCUGCCUUCCUCAUAGAAAGGGGGAUCAGAUUUUGAUUCUACUGCUAACAGAGAUGUCUAUGCUGUAUAUUCAACCUCUCUGAUGAUAUUCACUGCCUUCAACAAGGCAGCGAGACAUAUUGUGAAUAACAACCUAAUAAAAUUCUUCUUUCUUCAGCA
Gavialis gangeticus (Gharial) is the source of this 1145-nucleotide messenger RNA. Its product is annotated as fibrinogen-like protein 1-like protein. The transcript is spliced from 3 exons. The record is from RefSeq and is a predicted model, not a curated record. Lineage: Eukaryota; Metazoa; Chordata; Crocodylia; Gavialidae. Bases 49 to 888 code for a protein of 279 amino acids.